ACAAGUUCAUGAAGUCGAAACCACCACACAGAUCACUCAAUUGCCUUGACUUUUUUGUCAAUGAUAGUACAACUAGUAAGUUGUGUCACCUGGAAGCACAAGCUUGUUGCUUUGUAGUCAUCCUGAGUGGCUACUGUCAGUUGACAAGAGGUGACAGUAGAGAGAGGAGCAACAGCUGUGCUAGAGUUGGGUGCAGUAGCCAAUCACAGCUGAGGUACUGUAAUGUGAAGAUGAGGUGUGUGGUGGCCAUAACAAUAGUAAUAGCAUUUCUGCAGCAUGGAAUGGGCUAUACACAAGAGAGACGAUACGUAGAGGGUUCAAACAUGAAUUUGGGCGAGGCACUCCAAUUUCUCAGGGAAUAUGACCGGGAAGCAUCUGGAAUGUGUUUCCGAGUGACAUCAUCCCAAUGGAACUACAGUACUAACAUUACAGAAACAAAUAAACGUCGUAUGCUUGAGGAACAAGCACUAAGUGCGAAGUUUCACCGUUUAUCAUGGAGAAGAGCUACAUCAUAUACAUGGACACGGUUACCGGAUCCAAUUGUCAGAAGGCAGCUUCAUAUGUUAGCCAUAGAGGGAAGAGCUGCACUCCCUGAAGAAAAGUUCAAUGAGCUACAACAAUUGAUAUCAGAUAUGAAAGAGAUUUAUUCAAGAGCACGGACUUGUCCUCAUUCAAUUAACAGCAUUAAUUACAAUUACAGGCAGAGUGGAAGUUGUGAUCUAGCACUUGAGCCUGAUCUGACCCGAAUAAUGUCUCAUUCACGGGACUAUGAGGAGCUGCUUCAUGUGUGGAGAGCAUGGCGUGAUGCUGUAGGCCCGCCAAUCAGGAGCAAGUAUAUUCGUUACAUACAAUUAGCAAACCAUGCAGCUAGACUAAACGGUUUCCAUGAUGCAGGGCAGCAGCAGAGAGAGGGUUAUGAAGACUCCGAUAUUAAUACUCAACUGACAGAGCUCUGGACAAAUUUAGCACCACUUUACAGGGAGCUUCACGCAUAUGUGAGGCAUCGACUUGUGGAGAGGUAUGGCCCUGAACGUAUCAGACCCGAUGGACCAUUGCCAGCGCAUCUGUUAGGAAAUAUGUGGGCACAAAACUGGCGCAGCCUAGCAGAUCUGGUGUUGCCAUUUCCAGCAAAACCAACAGUGGAUGUAUCAUCUGAAAUGCUGAGACAGGGCUAUACACCACUCAGGAUGUUUCAUCUGGCUGAAGAAUUCUUCACAUCCCUAGGGCUUAAACCAAUGCCUCCUGAAUUUUGGCGCCAUUCGAUGCUUGAGAAACCUCUAGACAGAGAAGUGGCUUGUCGAGCUUCAGCAUGGGACUUCUGUAAUCAUAAAGACUACAGGAUCAAGCAAUGUACCACAGUGUCAAUGGAUGACUUACUAACUAUACAUCAUGAGAUGGCUCACAUCCAAUACUACUUACAGUAUGCAGACCAGCCCUUGCUGUUCAGGGAUGGAGCUAAUCCUGGUUUCCAUGAGGCUGUGGGGGAUGCAAUCACUCUGUCAGUUUCUAACCCUCGACAUUUGCUAGGAAUAGGACUCCUUAAUAACGUCACAGAUGAUUAUGAAUCUGGUAUCAACUUCCUGCUCUUGAUGGCUCUUGAGAAAGUAGCGUACCUUCCAUUUGCCUACAUUGUUGAUCAGUGGCGCUGGGGAUUGUUUGCUGGUGAUUGGAAUAUUGAUGAAAUGAAUGCACGCUGGUGGGAACUGCGACUGAGGCAUCAAGGAGUUAUUCCUCCCAUUCCACGAACUGAGAAAGAUUUUGACCCUGCUUCCAAAUACCAUAUUCCUGCAGAUAUGCCAUACACAAGGUAUUUUGUGAGCCUGGUGCUGCAGUUCCAGCUUCACCAAGCUCUUUGUGAAGCAGCUGGUCACUUUGGACCACUACAUACUUGUAAUAUCUACCGAUCAAGGGAGGCUGGCCGACUCUUGGGGGACAUACUUUCAUUAGGUUCUUCAAGACCCUGGCCAGAGGUGAUUAGGAUCAUGACACGGGGUAGAACUGACAAACUUGAUGCUUGGCCACUGUUGGAAUAUUUCAAACCAUUGACAAUGUGGUUAAAUGUGCAGAACCGUGAUGAGAGCAUGGUUGGUUGGAGUACUACUGGAGAAGACACAGCCCUGUUUGCUAGAUGGUCUCAGGAUGGAGGUUAUGCUGUGGUACCAAGUGUUCUCAUAACAUUCUUAGCUGUAGUAUUUGCCCUUUCCUAAAUGCAUAAAAUGAAAACUUUGUUAGCUAUAAACUUAUCAAAGGAAAAUUUGGAUACAAAUAUAAUUUGCUGAAUAGUACUUAGAAAAUGUGUGAAACAAAAAUUAACCAUUUUAAUGUUGCAUAAUAGUUAACACACAUGCCAUAUUUUGAAAAUGUAUGAGUAUACCUUACAGUCAUGGUUUCUGUUUCUGGGACAGCAAGAGUGCCUCCACAUGGUGUGUACUUCUGUCAACAAAUUCUAGCUAAAGUUCUUAAUUACAUUACCAGUCUUAGAAAAUGUUUAUGUGUAUCAAAGUUAAAAAAUGUUUGUAUAAUUGCAAUUUAGAAAAUAUUCUGGUAAUUGGUUCUUUAGGUCUUAAAAAUUCAGUUUCAAUUUAAUUAAAAUGUGUAAAUACUUAGUCAGAAUCCAUAGAAAAUGGUGCUUCUUUUUCAAAUAAAUAAAUAAUUUGUAAAAAUUUCGAGCAUAAUCAAAAUUUAUAAAAUAAUAUGUAUGAGUAUUAGGCAUGUAUGAUAUCAUGGCAAAGAAAGUUUUAUAGAAACUGGAGUUUUAAUGUGUAUUUUUUGUGUUAUUGCUGUACUGUAAGAUAGUUUAUUCUGUAAUAAUUUAAUUAAAAUGUUUUAUGAUUUAAAGUGUACAGAAAUUAGUAUAUGCUCUAUGUAACUUAUGAAUCAGUUAUUCAUAGACUUAACAAAGUCUUUGAUUCAGUUAGAAAGGGAGUAUGUUACAAUAUUCUCACAAAGUCUGGGGGACCCAUGAAACUAGUUAGGCUAAUUAAAAUGUGUUUAAAUGAAACCGAUAGUGAAGUCUGUAUAGGUAAAUA
This is a messenger RNA of Cryptotermes secundus, 3029 nucleotides long. Its product is annotated as angiotensin-converting enzyme. Gene Ontology annotation, molecular function: peptidyl-dipeptidase activity; metallopeptidase activity. Gene Ontology annotation, biological process: proteolysis. The transcript has 15 exons. Gene Ontology annotation, cellular component: plasma membrane. The coding region runs from base 9 to 2207 and encodes 732 amino acids. The record is from RefSeq and is a predicted model, not a curated record. Lineage: Eukaryota; Metazoa; Arthropoda; Insecta; Blattodea; Kalotermitidae.